AUGCUUCCAGCUAGACGCCUUCGGGCCAGGCCCAACGUCGGGCCCGUCAACAACGCCCAGGUCAACCAGAACGACAGGCUGUUGGUGAACCUCCCCCGAGAGAUCCUAUACAUGAUAGCCAGCCACAUGGACAACGACAGCAUCGACAGGCUCACUCAAACCAGCAGGAGGCUCCAGCAAUAUAUAGGUCCGCGGUGCUGGGAAAGGGUUGAAGUCUCGUGCACAAACGAGGCUGAGAAGGACGACAUGAUCUGGCAGCUCGAGAACUGCCUGGCCGGCACACAAAAGGCGACUCUCGCUGCCAACGACGCCUACAGGCCGCACACUGUUUCCAAUAGCAACGUUAUACCGCACUGCGCCAGACAUGUACGUGAGUACAUCAUCAACGGCGAUGACGAGGAAGCUUUGUACAGAGACGAUUUAUGCAGAAGCUGGGUCGAGGUCACGCUCAAUAAUUUUACGAACCUUAGGGUCUUGGAGACUUGUUGUCUGGAUCAACUCAUCGCCGGCAGAAUAGCGGCCCUGCCCAGAUUACACGCACUAGCUCUUAUCAACUGCUACAGCCUCGAUGCAACGCCGGUCGAAAUGAACCAAAUCACCGGGCUUGUACAUCUCUGCGUUUACAAUGUGGAGCGCGCAAGAUUUGGACAGGACAACGGCCAGACUCUGAGCAUGCUGCGCGGCUCAGCCACGACCCUGCGCAGCAUGGAGCUGUUCCACUUUCACCACGAGUGCAGCGAAUCCCCCAUUGUCGCCAUGGGAAACAUCGAUUUCCGGCUCACGGCGCUCGAGUUCCUCAUCAUGUGCAGGUUCUGCGAUCGAGAGGCCCAGGCCAUGCUACGAGUGGUCGACUUCCCAUCCCUCACCGAGCUGCACAUAUACCAGCCCCCCGACGACCUCAUUCCCUUCUUUCGAGCCCUGCAGAACCUAUUCAUCUUUGCCGACGAGCCAAAGCUGCAGGCGGUGGAGCUCGACCUGAACAGAACCAACACCCGACAAAUGUACAAUGCUCAGCGCCGCUGGCUCACCUCCUUCAACACGCUCGAGUCCCUGCGCCUGGACCGGUGGAAUCCCCAAGACGGCGACGCCUCGCUGAUCCCAGGGGCCAUCUCCGGGCACCGAGGCAUGCGCAAGCUCAUCUUCUCGCACCGCGACAGGGAGCGGGACGGUGUGUUCAGCAUACCGAUUCUCAGCCCGGAGUCGGUCACCCACCUGGCCUGGCGCCUGCCGGAGCUGCGGUGGUUCGAGUUUGCGCCCGACCAAGAGGAUCUGUUCGAGACGGGCCGCGCGCUGUCUCGUCUCUCCAAGCUGGAGUUCUUGCGCUGCCGGCUCAAAAAGUCGGAAAGCUCCGACUUUGUCUUCGGCAUGUUCACCCAGAUCCUCAGGGGUUUCCUUCGGGAACUGGGGCCCGGGGAGACGUGGGAGGAGCGAUACAGCUUGCGCUUGGUGCAGGCCGAGGAUGAAGAAACCCAGUACGAUGUUGCCUCUCGGUUGCCGGAGCCUUGGGGCAAAAAACGAAUAAUCACGGACGCCACCACCAGAAAGUCCGUCAGGAUACGGAGGGCCGCCGAGAUUGAUCCCGCUUUCGUAGAAGAUUCUGAUCCUGUGUGGGUCGACAAGGUCUCGAGGGACUUGAGAGUGUUUCGUUGA
Pyricularia grisea is the source of this 1650-nucleotide messenger RNA. RefSeq lists its product as uncharacterized. The transcript is spliced from 2 exons. The record is from RefSeq and is a predicted model, not a curated record. The coding region runs from base 1 to 1650 and encodes 549 amino acids. NCBI's taxonomy places the organism in Eukaryota, Fungi, Ascomycota, Sordariomycetes, Magnaporthales, Pyriculariaceae. Gene Ontology annotation, molecular function: protein binding.